Molecule: messenger RNA, 1104 nt
Organism: Colletotrichum chrysophilum
Lineage: Eukaryota; Fungi; Ascomycota; Sordariomycetes; Glomerellales; Glomerellaceae
Exons: 4
Coding region: 1-1104 (367 amino acids)
Cellular component (GO): fungal-type vacuole; plasma membrane
Source: RefSeq, a predicted model, not a curated record
AUGACAGGCGACUGCAACGAAAACUGCCCCUUCCGAGGAGGCUUCCUCGACUAUGAGCCUUCGGCAGUUGGCAGCGCCAUCUUCUUGGCGGCUUUUGCGCUGUUGGUGCCGCUGACCUUCUUCCAAGGCUACCGCUUCAAGACGCCUCUCUUCGCUUCGACUUUGGCCACGGGUAUUCUGUUGGAGGUGUUGGGAUUCGCCGGAAGGCUGAGGCUGAAGAACAACGUCGCCAGCGAGACAUCCUUCACGUUAUGGCUCCUGGGUUCAAUACUCGGCCCGACUUUGAUCUCGGCAGCUCUCUGUCAAGUCCUACCUCACGUCGUCGCCCUAUAUGGUCUCGGUAUCGGCUUCACGCGCCCCAGAGUAGCCGGAUUAUCGCUUGUCUUUGCCCUUCUUCUCGUCGUUGCUCUGGAGAUUGCCGGUGUUGUUGCUGCCGUAUUUGGCCUUGGUGGUGUUCAGUCGACUACCAUCCUCCUCGCAGGCCUGGGCGUUCAGAUCGCGGCGCUCUUGCUGUUUAUCGGUUUGUACCUCUGGUUCACCCAGAAGAUCCCCGACCCAAAGCACAUUGCAGUAUACCAACAGCCGAGGUUCAGGCACUUUGUGAAGAUCAUGCCGCCACUCGCUGUGGUCUUGAUCGCACAUACCAUCUACCGUCUCGUCGAAUAUGGAGAGGGCCUCGGCGGCCCUCUCACAAGGACAGAGGUGGCAUCUCUCAUUAUCAGCGGCGCCCUGCCGUUUCUUGUGUGUAUUGCCUUGUGCAUCUACCACCCUGGAGCGGCGUUCGGCCGCGCUUGGGGUCUCACAUCCCCGAGGCUCCGCCGCCAGUCCCUUCGAUCUCGUCGUAGACAAGGGGGGCCAUCGCCUCUUCAUUCCCCGACCGCCCCAUGGGACAGACACAAGGGUCCCCGUCAGCCUGGCUUCACGGCUUCGAGAUUUCCGGAGAAGAAGAUGUCCCCGGUUGGCGUUGGACCAGUUCCCUUGCGAGACUCCACGAUGGCGAGCAAGCAGGCCGAAGAGCGCGCCCCCAAUGUGACCGGCAUGCCCCACGCCGGUCUCGGUUUGGGUGCCAAGGCAGAAGAUGUCCACGGCGAACAUUGCCAGUGA